Messenger RNA from Medioppia subpectinata, 969 nucleotides. The record is from the annotation of a GenBank genome assembly. Lineage: Eukaryota; Metazoa; Arthropoda; Arachnida; Sarcoptiformes; Oppiidae.
GUGAGACCCGCUGUGAGAACGCAAUGCAAUGAAUGCCUAAACAUAUGAUAAAAACGUUGUUUUGAAUCAAAUGAUUGUAUUUUGAAUUGAAUUAAAGGAUCGAAAGAAACGAUUGAAACGAUGCCUAAAAAGCGCUGCUAUUAUCAAGUGAUGGGACUCUCGAUGGACGCCACGGAAGACGACAUCAAGAAGGCGUACAGACAAUUGGCACUCAGUCUUCAUCCCGACAAGAAUAUAGACAACGAAGAGAUGGCCAACAAUGAGUUCAAACUCCUUCAGGAGGCCUACGAAGUGCUGUCGGAUCCCAAAGAGAGGAAAUGGUAUGACAAACACAAGGAUUCCAUACUUUGCGGUCAAAAUCGGGACGAGAUUGUGGACAAAGAGGUGGACGUCUAUCCGUUUUGCAGUUCAUUUUGUUUCACGUCUUAUACGGACGACGAGAACGGCUUUUACACCGUUUAUAGGAAUCUAUUCAAUACAAUCACCGACGAAGACAUUCCCUUCAGAGACGGCGAUGUGAAGGACAGCGAAGAACAGCCGCCUUUCGGUGAUUCAAAGAGUCCGUACAGCGAUGUCCACCGGUUUUACUCUUAUUGGAUGAGUUAUUGUACGUCAAAACCGUAUUACUAUUUAGACGUAUACCAGACAUCGGACGCUCCCAACCGUCGCGUCGCCCGACUUAUAGACAAAGAGAAUAAGAAGAUUAGAGAUUCGGCCAAAAAGAAGAGAAACGAAGAAAUUAGAAGUUUAGUAGAGUUUGUUCGCAAACGCGACAAAAGAGUGGCUAAAAAUCGUAAGCUUUUAGAGGCAAAGGCCGAAGAAAACAAACGAAAGACAGAAUUAGUACGAAAACAACAAAUAGAGGCCCGAAAUAAAGAGUUAGAGAACUAUUGCGAGUCUGAAUGGACUUCAAUGGCUAAACUUGAAGACGAUUUGAAAGAAAUAGAGAAGAAUUUGGAUAAAGACCUG